This is a messenger RNA of Metarhizium acridum CQMa 102, 195 nucleotides long. The record is from RefSeq and is a predicted model, not a curated record. Lineage: Eukaryota; Fungi; Ascomycota; Sordariomycetes; Hypocreales; Clavicipitaceae.
AUGAAGUUUCCAUCUCUUCUAGCAGCCGCCAUCGUGUCCUCGCCUGUCAUGAUUGUCAUUGCAGCCCCCAUCGGUCCUUCUGGCCCAUGCCCAGACUCAAAGGUCGAUGCUAUCCUCGACGGCAGAAUGGAACCUGAGGAAUGCUGUUCAUAUGGAAAAUGCAGGCGCGGGGUGGUCAUCUCCGUCGGGGAGUAG